UAUAAUCAUGAAAGAUAUCAAAAUUUUGACUCAAUUAUAUGUGGACAUUUAUGCCUUAAAUUUUUAGCUUACUUUAGUUUGUAGAGUUACUGAAUUCAAUACCUAAUAUAGAUGUUGGUGCUAAUAAAUUGUAUGUGUCUUAUUCAGAGGACAACGUAGGAGAUUAUAAAAAUAAUAUUAUUAGUAAAAAAGUAAAUAGUAAAAAAACAAAAAAGUCGAAAAGAAAUGUUGCAAUAAUUACAAAAAAUGAUAAUAGUAUAAAUUUUGUUCUAAAUAAUGAAGUGACAUUUCCAACAAAUAGUUCUGAGGAAUUCAUGGAAAUCACAAAGAGUGAUGAGAAUAUAAUCUCUGUUGAUAAUAAAGUUCUAACUAUACCAACAGGUAGUUAUGAAAUUACAGAUAUUGAAAGUUACAUACGAAAAUCAUUACCGAAAAUCAGUAUCAAUAUUAAAGCCAAUAACAAUGAAUUGAAAAGUGAGAUUAAAUGUGAUCAGUUUAUUGACUUUAGACCUAAAGAUUCUAUUGGUCAACUAUUGGGUUUCACAAACCGUCUCCUUGAACCUCACAAAACUCAUUCAUCAGAUCUGCCUGUAACCAUAUUGAAACUCAACGCUCUAAGAAUUUAAUGUAAUAUCACAUCAGAUGCAUAUAUAAAUGAAUACAAAGUUCACACAACUCAUGAAUUUUUUCCAGGUGUUCCACCAGGAUUUAAGAUUGUUGAAGUACCAACACACGUCAUUUACCUUCCAGUUGUUGCGAUCGCCAUACACAAUAUAAGGUUGCAGAUAGUUGAUCAAGACGGCAAAUUAGUGAACUUCAGAGGUGAAACUAUUACUAUCAGAUUACAUAUAAAAACUAUGUAAUAAUGGGUAUAGUUUUUGAUACAAAAAUUGGUUCUGGGUAUAAAAACAAACCAACAUGGGUGAAAAAUAUCAGUCGACGAGUACCUCACAGAGUAUUAACACGUCAAAACGCAGAAUUCCUCAAGAAUCUCGGAUUAAAAUUACGUGGAAAAUUCGUAAAAUAAAAAUAAACUUUUGUUGUCUUGAGUGUAUAAUACCUCGACGAAAGUAAAUUAUUUGUGAGUAAUGUCGAAAAAUCAAGUUUGUGACAGUUUAAAUAAAUAUUUAAAAAGUGAACAACGUAAAUACAGUAGAGACUUUUGUAAGGAUAGUUGCAACGAAAAAUCUGAAAAAAUUAAGGGAUCUUCAAAAUACAACGGUCCAGAAAAAGGUGACAAAUACGGUACAAUAGGAGACAGGCGCUCGAGACGAUAAUGGCAGAUAUCUUAAAUAUUCAACAACCAAUAACUUUUGAUGAGUCAAUUGCUCAUUAUGAGUCACAUGCCCAUCAGCCGUAUGCUUCAUCAACACUGAAUAAUAAUGAUAAAGUUCGUAUUACCAUUCAAAAGCAGAAUUUGUACAUACUUCCGAGCAAAAGUACACUACAUGUUCUUGGUAAAUUUACAAAAGACGACAACAGCGCUGUUACUGCAUUGGUCACAUGAUUAAAGAAUUCCGUUUAUUGAUGAAUGGUGUUGAAAUUGAUGGAAAUACCAAUGUUGUUAUCACCAGUACGAUGAAAGGAUAUUUGUCUUUCUGUCCAAAUCAAUUAAGCAGUUUAGAAAAUUCUGGCUGGUAUAUGAAUGAUGGAACUGAAGUCACCAAUGAAGAAGGAUACUUUGAUUUAUCCAUUCCACUGAAUAUAUUGUGUGGCUUCACAGAAGAUUAUUUAAAAAUUCUAUUGAAUGUUCAGCUUGAAAUCAUUCUUACAAUAGCUAAUACUGAUAUAAAUGCUUAUAUACAAACGAACGCAGCAGCAGAAAAUGUAAAAGUUACUCUUCAAAAAAUUGAAUGGAUUAUGCCAUACAUAACACCAUCAGACAAAGAAAAAAUCCAAACAUUGAAUUAUAUUACUGGCGAUCCAGCUAUUCCAAUAAGUUUCAGAACUUGGGAAUUAUAUGAAUAUCCAUUGUUACCUGCAACUUCAAAUCAAAUUUGGGCUGUCAAAACCUCAACACAGCUAGAGAAGCCACGUUGUGUGAUUCUUGGAUUCCAAACAGCAAGAAAGAAUGAUGCUAAAAAGAAUUCCAGUAAAUUUGAUCAUUGCCAGAUUCGAAACAUCAAGCUAUUUUUGAAUUCUCAAAGCUAUCCUUAUGGUGACUUGAAUCUAAAUAUAAAUAACAACCAGUAUGCUU
Molecule: messenger RNA, 2197 nt
Organism: Cotesia glomerata
Lineage: Eukaryota; Metazoa; Arthropoda; Insecta; Hymenoptera; Braconidae
Source: RefSeq, a predicted model, not a curated record